AUGUCGUGCGUGCACGUCCCACUCGACCUUCUGCUCACCUUCCCCUCUCCGUUUUUCAUUGCACGACUGUCCUCCCCACGGAUGCCACACACCCGCAUCCGCCCCUCCCGACAACAUCCACUUACCUCUCGCUCCAUGCUGGUGUUUCACCUCCGGACAAGUGGACGGGCACAUUCCUACAGCGGACGUGGGCAAAACACGAUGGAGCGCAUCCCUCUUGUUGUGCGCCGGAUGGUGGCGGCGGAGCAAAGCUGCGGCUUCGUCCACUUUUUCGCCUCCCUCGCCGAUGCGUCCGCAACACCGUUAGUCAUCGAGGCAAAGGCCUUCAGCAGCGCUGCCGCCGGUGGUGCAGCGGACGACGCUGCACCGACGUACCAGCUUGUCUACGACGUCAUGCGCUCACGAAAUGGCCAUAUACUGUUCAAGAAAUCUUAUGCUGAGCGCUUCACGCACAGUCUUGCCCUUGCCGCCCCGGUGCACGCCCUCCCAGCCCAGCUGCGGUCUCUUGUUCAGUCGCGUCUGCAGGCGUAUAUCGAGUCGCCGGGCGUUUACCUGGACGGCGCCACCGAAAGGAACGUGAAGUUACUGUCCUGGAUUCCGGCCACCGCUGCCUCCACCACACAAGAAGAGGCGUUCCCGAUUCCUGGCAUUGUCAUGCUUGUCAAGUCAUCUUACCCCUCAGAGUCCAUGUACCGCGAAGGUGCCAAGCUCGGCUUGCUGUUUAACGCGCACCGCACCAAUCCCAAUGCGAAAGUGGCCCAGAUGGGGCUGCGCGAUCGUGCUAACGCCUAUCUGGCUGAGAAUGACGUGUAUGAGGUGCUACUCGUGCACGACGCCGCCGACGCUUACCUCGUUCCCGAGGGUUCGCGGUCGAACUACCUUUUGCAGAAGUCGGACGGAACGUGGUGGUGCAGUGCCGAGGAAGACAUCCUCGUCGGGAUCACGCUCAAGACAACGUACCGGGUCGUGCAGGCGUGCGGCCUCGGCAGUGUGCAGCAUGCCAAGCUCACCCUAAAGGACAUUCUCGAAAGCAAGUCGCUCUUCAUCUUGGGCACCAGUCCCACGAUCAUGCCAGUUCAAUCGGUGCUGCUGUACAGGGACACGGAGACGCGCAGGCUCUACGAGGAGGCAGUUCGGGGGCUCGGCACGACCGCGGGAACGGUGCAGCAGGUGUCAGACGACAAGGCAGAGCUUCUCUUCCCCGUGAAUGUGGAGCUGGCGGCCGCCCUGCGGGCUCAAUACUUUGCGGAGGCCGCAUCCUCAUAG
This is a messenger RNA of Leishmania major strain Friedlin, 1266 nucleotides long. RefSeq lists its product as hypothetical. The coding region runs from base 1 to 1266 and encodes 421 amino acids. Gene Ontology annotation, molecular function: catalytic activity. Lineage: Eukaryota; Euglenozoa; Kinetoplastea; Trypanosomatida; Trypanosomatidae. The record is from RefSeq and is a predicted model, not a curated record. Gene Ontology annotation, biological process: carboxylic acid metabolic process. The transcript has a single exon.